Messenger RNA from Topomyia yanbarensis, 492 nucleotides. Its product is annotated as 2-Hydroxyacid oxidase 1-like. The coding region runs from base 1 to 492 and encodes 163 amino acids. The record is from RefSeq and is a predicted model, not a curated record. NCBI's taxonomy places the organism in Eukaryota, Metazoa, Arthropoda, Insecta, Diptera, Culicidae. The transcript is spliced from 2 exons. Gene Ontology annotation, molecular function: oxidoreductase activity.
AUGUUCGAUACGUUAUUCCGCGGUAAACGCAACGAUCGCCGGUCUCGCGAGGUUGCCUCCGUGUCCGAGUAUGAAUCACGUGCAGCAGUGGUGCUGAACCGGAACGCCCUCGAUUAUUUCCGCUGUGGUGCUGGUGCUGAACAGACGACACGGUUGAACAGGUCACGCUACGAUAAGAUACGGAUCAGACCACGCUGUCUGGCGCGGGUCGGAAACCGUAGCUUGGCAGUUAGUGUGCUCGGGCUGAGCUACAGAAUGCCCAUUGGAAUUGGUCCGGUGGCAUUGCAGAAAUUAGUUCACAAUGACUGCGAAAAGGCCAUGGCAAGAGCUGCACGGUCCAUGGGAGUACCCUUUGUUUUGAGCGCUCUGUCCAGCGUAUCAAUGGAGGAUAUAGCGAAUGUUAUUCCCAAUCACCCGAAGUGGUUCCAGCUGUUUAUCCUUAAGGAUCGUGAGUUGACGGAAAAUCUUAUCGGAAAUGAAAAAUCCGCUUAG